This is a messenger RNA of Trichomycterus rosablanca, 1283 nucleotides long. RefSeq names its product cyclin-dependent kinase 7 (gene cdk7). Gene Ontology annotation, biological process: positive regulation of transcription by RNA polymerase II; protein phosphorylation. Gene Ontology annotation, molecular function: cyclin-dependent protein serine/threonine kinase activity; ATP binding; RNA polymerase II CTD heptapeptide repeat kinase activity. Lineage: Eukaryota; Metazoa; Chordata; Actinopteri; Siluriformes; Trichomycteridae. The coding region runs from base 35 to 1072 and encodes 345 amino acids. The record is from RefSeq and is a predicted model, not a curated record. The transcript is spliced from 12 exons. Gene Ontology annotation, cellular component: cytoplasm; transcription factor TFIIK complex; nucleus.
GCUCGCCUUCACAAGCGCUGAGUGAAUUUAAAACAUGGCUUUGGAUGUGAAGUCCAGGGCUAAACGAUAUGAAAAACUGGACUUUCUUGGAGAGGGACAGUUUGCUACCGUUUACAAGGCAAGAGACAAAACAAAUGAUGCAAUUGUGGCAAUCAAAAAGAUUAAAGUCGGACACAGAACAGAAGCAAAAGAUGGCAUCAACAGAACAGCUCUUCGAGAAAUCAAACUGUUGCAAGAGUUAAGUCAUCCAAACAUUAUUGGGCUGAUUGAUGCUUUUGGACAUAAAUCCAACAUCAGCCUUGUGUUUGACUUCAUGGAGACAGAUCUUGAGGUUAUUAUAAAGGACACAAGUCUUGUAUUGACACCAGCUAACAUUAAAGCAUACAUACUAAUGACACUGCAAGGCCUGGAAUAUCUUCACCAUCACUGGAUUCUUCAUAGGGAUUUAAAGCCAAAUAACUUGCUGCUAGAUGAAAAUGGGGUUCUGAAACUUGCUGAUUUUGGUCUGGCAAAAACAUUUGGAAGUCCAAACAGAGUUUAUACACAUCAAGUAGUGACUAGGUGGUACCGUGCUCCAGAGCUGCUUUUCGGGGCUAGGAUGUAUGGGGUAGGUGUGGACAUGUGGGCAGUAGGCUGCAUUCUUGCAGAACUUCUUCUACGAGUACCCUUCCUAGCUGGAGAUUCUGACUUGGAUCAGUUGACAAAAAUAUUUGAAGCACUGGGGACCCCGACAGAGGAAAUCUGGCCUGGAAUGAGCAGUCUUCCAGACUACGUGUCAUUUAAACUGUUUCCGGGAACUCCGUUAGAGGACAUCUUUAGUGCAGCAAGUGACGACCUUCUGGAGCUCCUACGUGGCCUGUUUACCUUUAACCCCUGCACUCGUAUCACAGCCACAAAGGCACUGAAGAUGCGAUAUUUCAGCCAGAAACCAGUACCCACCCCAGGGCCACAGCUUCCCCGACCAAACUGUUCAGCAGAGGCACUUAAAGAACAAGAAAAUCUCACUAUUGGCAUAAAGAGAAAGCGUGAUGGUCUCGAACAAGGUUCUUUAAAGAAAAAGUUGGUGUUUUAGAGCAUCUCAUUUGGAGUCUCCUGUGUGCCUUUGAGCCACAUGAGCACUGGUGCUGCUGCAGAACUUUCACUAACAGUUCCAUCUUCUCAACAUUUCAUACAACUGAUUGGGACUGCUGGGACGAAUAUAUGACUUGAUUGUAGAUGUAUUUCUUAUGCUGUUUUUUUAUACUGUGUAAAAAUAACUUAUGAUUAAAAAUAUUUUGUUUUGA